This is a messenger RNA of Cuscuta campestris, 429 nucleotides long. The record is from the annotation of a GenBank genome assembly. NCBI's taxonomy places the organism in Eukaryota, Viridiplantae, Streptophyta, Magnoliopsida, Solanales, Convolvulaceae.
GGGCAUUUGCGUUCUUCUUGACAGCUGGGGGAGCAUAUAAUUAUAAGGACUGCAGCUCUGACAUACCAAGUUCGAAUAUCCUUAUCGAUGCAUGUAGAAAGCAUGUGUAUACAAUGAGACAUUGUCGGACUGAUGUUUCUAAUGCAAUGACAACUGCUGAAUGGUUCAGAAUCCCUUAUCCUUUGCAGUGGGGUAUGCCUAUCUUCUGGCUUAGGACAUCUCUUGUUAUGAUAAUUGUGUCACUAGUUGCUACUGUUGAUUCGGUUGGUACUUAUCAUUCUGCAUCCAUGAGAAUCAACCUGAAACCUCCAACUCCCGGCAUUGUGAGCAGAGGAAUUGGUUUAGAAGGGUUUUGCAGUGUACUGGCUGGGCUUUGGGGAACAGGCACUGGAGCAACAACAUUGAUAGAGAAUGUGCACACAAUUGAUG